Molecule: messenger RNA, 4648 nt
Organism: Belonocnema kinseyi
Lineage: Eukaryota; Metazoa; Arthropoda; Insecta; Hymenoptera; Cynipidae
Gene: Ret
Product: proto-oncogene tyrosine-protein kinase receptor Ret
Exons: 20
Coding region: 333-3962 (1209 amino acids)
Biological process (GO): cell surface receptor protein tyrosine kinase signaling pathway; positive regulation of kinase activity; multicellular organism development
Cellular component (GO): axon; signaling receptor complex
Molecular function (GO): transmembrane receptor protein tyrosine kinase activity; ATP binding
Source: RefSeq, a predicted model, not a curated record
GUACAUGAUUCUCAUCCCUCCAGUAAAAAAAGGCGCGUGCGCGCAAUCGAAGAUUAAUUACUAAAUAAAAAACAACAUUUCAAAAGAAUGUAAAAAAGUGCGACUAAAAUUGUGUGUUUACAACUGAAAUUAAAUUUUUAAAGUCCUUAAAGUGGAUUGAACUUUUCUGGAAGGUGUGAACCUGGAAAAAAGUUGCGCGAUGUCGCGUGGUUGUGAUAAAACGAGCGUGUGAAUUUCUGCAUGGAACGGGUUAAGAAAAUUUGCAUUCGAUGACUACGAAGGUAGUUCAGUGACUUUUGUCGAUUUCCUGGCAAGAAAAGAAAAGAUAAAGGAUGGGGAUUCCGAUUUUCAUCUUUUAUGGUUUAUUCACCGUUUCUUUGGCAUUAUAUUUCCCGCAAUCGGAUUUCAUGCUGAGGAUACCCUACUUGGCUAAGAAUGGAGUAGGUCUGAGCUCUGAUAUGAAAUUAAUUACGGUUAGAGCUCUUCGAAAUGAUUCCACGAGUCCUAAAGAUCCAAAAUACCAAAUAGUUCUACCACGUGAAAAAAUAGCGUCUCUUGAUUCGGAAACAGGAAGUGUUGUCUUGCACACAUUACCCAAAGAGGGAACUGGAAGUGCUAUUAUCGUUCAAGGGAAGGAACGAAGUGGAGAGGGUGCAUCUUUAGAGAUUAAAGUUGAACCAGUUCUUGUUGAAAAUGGCAUGAUAAAUUGCACAGAUUAUUUAGAGGACAUGUGCUACUGGCAUGAAACCAAGUAUCGAAUAUACGAAAAUCAACCAAUCACAAUGCUUGGAAGCUUCGGACCAGAAAUUUACAAAGGGAUAUGUCCCGAUUUUCAUGUCACUCGAUACGAAUUACUAAAUGGAACACAAUUUUUCCACGUGGAAGGAAAUGUAAUUUUUUCCAAUGCAUCUCUGGAUCGAGAUUCUAAACACACUGCCAGAGGCACUGGAGCUCACGUAGACGUCGAAGUACGUUGUGUAAUUUGGGAAAGACAGACUGGGUUUCAACAUGCUAUGGAAAGGACAAUUGGAAUUGACAUUCUGGAUCAGGACGAUAAUCCUCCAGUUGACCAACUCAAAGGCAGUCUCGAAAUUCAGUUGACAGACUUCACUCUUGGUGACAGGCUAGAUAAAAACGAACUGAUGGUGAAAGAUGCGGAUGCAAUAAGCAGUAAUCGAUACACGGUACAGAUUCUGGGGGAUAUUUAUCAUGCCUUCAAUAUAACAUAUGACACGCUCCCUGUAGAUAUACGGACGGAUGUUCCACCAUCGACAGCGAUUUACACAAGGAUAUAUUCUAGAACAACUCUCUUGCCAAAAUCACCAUAUAAAGUCAUUCUUCAAGUAAAGGAUGAAUCCCUUCAACCAGGAUACGGAGACAAUUCGGUCAACAUAACGUUAAUUUUUGUUGGACCCCAACAUCAUACUACAACAUCAACGACGUCUUUUCCUGUUCGACAACAGAUUUUAUAUCCUGAAAGUACUAAAAUCGCACGUAUAUCUCCCCAAUAUUUACGAGUUGCCCAGCCUUCGAGAAAGCCUAGUCCGGGGACUUUAUUCAGUCUCUCUGGAUCAAAAGCUUUCAAUAUUACUCGUAAGGGUGGCAUAGUUUACGUCUCAAGUCCAAACCAUCUUCAAACUCAACCAUCUACAUUUCUCUUAAAAAUAGAAUGGAGAACAGCAGAUAAUAGUUUUUCCUCUACCCAAAUAACAAUCCAUUUAUUUGACGUUAAUUCGCGACGAAUUGGCGAACCCUGUGGUACAAAUCAAACGACGAAUAUGCAUUCUUGUGCAAAUGCUAAAUCUAAAAAGGAAUGUGAAACCAGGUGUGGAGUUGGUAGUGGUUUGCUCAAAAAUAAUGCUUACACUGACGAAUGCACCUGGAGACUGAACAAUGCAAACAGCCCUGGGGCCACAAUGACCGAAAGAUACGAAACUUGCUCACCGGACUUGAAUUUCUGUCCUGAUCACAUUUGUGACGAACUAGAAGUUCUUGAUCAUCGAAUUUGCCCCCAGGACUGCACUAUUGAAUCGGAAGUGCACUUUGCAGAAGUGAACAAGGGUGGUAGAGGAAUAAGAAGUGGUUUAGGGAUUUGCUGGUGCAAUGACAUGGUGCAAUGCACCUGCGGCUCCUUCCCGAAAGGAAAUGGUGGCCGAGGCGGAAGUGGUGGCUGGAAAGAGGAAAAAGAGGGCCCCAAGUAUAAGAAGGACCGUGAUAUAACGCCUGUUGUUUCGGACGCUCGUAAAGCCUCAAAUGGGCCUUGCGGUCCAACAUGUUUGAUUGGAGUUGUGGGCUCAAGCUUUUUCGUCUUGAUCAUAAUCGUUGGGACUUUCGUGAUGUGGAGGUACAGAAUGGCAAUGAAAGGAUCGCGUCGAGAUUGCAAACACAGAAGAGAAAACGGUACAACUGGUUUGGGCAUUUUACCCUCGGAUUACAUCGACAGGGGAGAUGGACUUCUGAUUGGUCUCGAUUCACUCGCGGGUGUAAAUCGCACUCUUCUGAUCCCAAAAAGCUCUCCACCUGAUCCAAAAUGGGAAUUCCCUAGAACUCGUUUGACCAUAGAGCAAGUACUGGGUGAGGGUGAAUUUGGAAGGGUUUUGCGAGCCAAAGCAAUGGAUAUUAGUGGCUGGACAGGGUUGACAACCGUGGCUGUAAAAACCCUAAAGGAAGAUGCUUGUGCAUCCGAAUUGGCUGAUUUGCUCUCAGAAUAUCAGCUCCUGAAAGAAGUCCAGCAUCCAAAUGUCAUUCGACUCUUGGGAGCCUGCACCUCACCCGACGGCCCUGUAUAUCUCAUCAUCGAAUUUGCUGAGUUUGGUUCACUAAGGAAUUAUUUGAGGCGCAGUCGACACUUAGAAUCCGAAGGAAGAGUUCCAUGUUCGACUUCAUUGCUUUCGUCGUCACCAAAUAAUAUAACUCAAGAAUUACAAACAGCCGAUUCUACAUCAAAUUAUGCUAUUACUCCUAGAGAUAUUUUAUCAUUUGCCUGGCAAAUCAGCAAAGGGAUGGCAUAUCUCGCUGAUAUCAAGUUGGUGCAUAGAGAUCUUGCAGCAAGAAAUGUUUUGCUGGCUGCUGGUAAAGUUUGUAAGAUUUCUGAUUUUGGACUGACUCGUGAUGUUUAUGAAGACGACGCUUAUUUGAAACGAAGCAAAGGACGAGUACCUGUGAAGUGGAUGGCACCAGAGUCCUUAGCUGAUCACGUUUACACGAGUAAAUCCGACGUGUGGAGCUUUGGGGUGCUCCUUUGGGAAUUAGUAACUCUAGGCGCCUCGCCUUAUCCUGGAGUGGAUGUGCAUAAUCUUUACAAUCUUCUCAAAGCUGGAUACCGAAUGGAAAGACCAGCAAAUUGUUCGCCUCAACUAUACAAAUUGAUGGUUUCCUGUUGGCACGAAGAAGCCGGAAUGAGGCCUUCAUUUAAAGAACUCACAUUCCAAUGGGAACGUAUGUUGGAGGAUGGAGUCGAAUACUUGGAUUUAAAUCCACGAACCGUCCAUAAUCAAGCAUAUUUUGCCUCUUUACAUGCCCUGGACAGUCCUACUAGUAAGCCAAAUUCGAGUAACGACGCUAUUCCAGAAGGAACUUCGACCUCAAGAGCUUUGGGUUCAAACGCAGUUAACUAUUUGAGCAAACCGUCCUUCGAGCCAGUUGCAAAGAGCGAUAAAGUCGACAAAUUGCAUACUCUUUGGCAAAGUCCAAUCGCUUCAUUUCCGGAAGAAUACAUGAAAUCUCCAUACGAGAAUGAUCGACCCACGAGUAUGAAUAUCAAUCACUACGAAAGUCCUAUAAAAUUUAGAAAUUCCAGCGUCACCAGCAAUAGUGAAAAUGAACUGACAACUCCAACGAAUGAAAGGCCUCAAUCUUACAUCGACAUGCAAGGGAGAAAAAGUGUCGAUCAAGAAGAUCUUCUUUUCUUCAACAAUAUCGAAAAUAAACUUAAAGAAUCCAAGGAAGAAGACAGUGUCUGAAUAAUCCAGGCAAGUUUCUGGAAAUAGAAAUUCUAGGGUUGAAUUAUUCCCAAAAUUAAUGCUGCAAGUUAGCAGAUUACAAGUUAUGCAGAAAAUCACUUCCGAAAUAACUCAAGAAUGGAGAAAAAGAAACAACAGUUUUAAUUAAAAAUGAUUAGAUAAGUUUCUGUUAGGCAAAACAUUUUUCUGAAGAAUGUUAAUCUAAUAAAAUGGUACGAAUUUUUUUUGUCAGUGAAGGCGAACCGCAAAUUAUUCACGGAAUCGCAAUAAUUGGGGAAAAUUAGAGGAAAUGAAGAAUGUAAAUAUAAGAUGUAAUUUACCCGAUGAAUCUAAGUCAAGUUUUAACCAGUCGUGAUAGAAAUGUGAGUAGGACCAAAGACGAACAAAGUGCAGGAAACCAAAGGCAUUAUCUGAUAAUCUACAAUAUUUUUAUGUAAAAAGUAUCGUUAUCUAAUACAAAUAAGUCUAGUAGUAAAUUUAAAAAAUAAUCCGUGAGCAUAGGAUCAUCUGCAGCCUUAACUCUAUAAUAAUGGCGCGACUUUUGCAGAAUUUCGACCUUCUGCACUUAAAUAAAAUAAGCAUAAAGUAAUAUCGGAAACUCGUAUUGUUGAAAUUUGUUUACAGCUUUUAAUUUGUUGAACUCUAUUUAUUAUACGAAUUUGUAAUUUUAUAUAAAGCAGAGUUUG